Messenger RNA from Menidia menidia (Atlantic silverside), 830 nucleotides. Lineage: Eukaryota; Metazoa; Chordata; Actinopteri; Atheriniformes; Atherinopsidae. The record is from the annotation of a GenBank genome assembly.
UAGACGUUUCCGGGUUCACGUUGAUCACGUGAGAGUUCAUAGGUCAUGCCGGGGUCGUGUUGUGUUUCUGCAUUUUUUUUUUUUUAAGCUCCGCUCGUUUAGCUAGGUGGGACUAGUGAUGUGAUGGCUUUUCUGAGUUUGUUGGUUAGAGGGCAGCUGCCGCGGGCCGUGAGCCACUUCGCCCGUGCGGUGAGGCUCGGCCGGCCUCUGUUCGCCGGGGUCCGGCUGAGGAGGCUCCACGGGUCGGGCCGGCAGCGGGUCGGGGAGAAGGGGCCGUGGGGGAAGAGCCGCGGGCCGGAGCCGCCGCAGCACUACCAGCUGACCGACCUGGACAAGGCAGACGCUUUGAUGCUGAGAAAAUCUCAUGAGACAGGAUUCCUGUCAUGGUUCAGGAACGGCUUGUUGGCAACUGGGAUCGGAGUCAUCGCAUUUGUCCAGAGCGAAGUUGGACGAGAGGCCGGAUAUGCCUUCUUCAUCCUGGGAGGUGUGUGCGUGUCGUUUGGCGGCGCCUCGUACGUGGGCAGCCUCUUCGCCCUGCGGAGGCUGAUGCUGCUGUCCGUGCCAGCCCUGCUGCUCCAGGGAGCCGUGGUGGGCAGCGUCGCCCUCUUCUGGCUCUGCGCCGUAUCGCUCUACAUCGGCCGGCUGGAGGUGGAGAUCAUCCACGAGGACGAGGAGGGAGACGAGGAGGGCGAGUGCCGGGAGUGCCGGGAGAGGCGCGAACACCGGGGCUACCGCGGCGCACACGACAGCGAGGACAGCGACGGCAAAGGGCAAAACAAGUAGAGAGAUUCUAGGAAGGGAGAGCAGAAAUCCGUGUGUGUGUGUGUGUG